This is a messenger RNA of Orbicella faveolata, 5701 nucleotides long. Its product is annotated as sterol regulatory element-binding protein cleavage-activating protein-like. Lineage: Eukaryota; Metazoa; Cnidaria; Anthozoa; Scleractinia; Merulinidae. Gene Ontology annotation, molecular function: sterol binding; protein binding. Gene Ontology annotation, biological process: regulation of cholesterol biosynthetic process; SREBP signaling pathway. Gene Ontology annotation, cellular component: endoplasmic reticulum membrane; Golgi membrane; SREBP-SCAP complex. The record is from RefSeq and is a predicted model, not a curated record.
CGGUCAUGCGCCUGGGAGAAGACAAAAAUGGCGUCGAAACCAAUUUUAGACUUGAACAGUUUGUAGCCACUUUAUUUUUGUUCGUUAUAUCACAAGCAGCAUAGCGCAAUGGCAGCAAACGGAUAGGAGAGAGGAGUGUCAGCAUUUGUGGAUUGAAGUGAUACGCUCCUUAUUCCGUGAUCUUUCCAAACUUGGGCAAGACUCGAACCAACAAAUUGACACUCCUGUGGAAAACGUGGUCCUCGUGAUCCCCACGAAAACAUCGUGGCAAUUGAGCAUGGCCAUUUUAAUUCAGUGAAAAGAUAAACUCUGGAAACGGUUGAGUAAAGGACGCAAAGGGCGUAGAUCGUUCAUGAGGACAGAAGUACGAAACUUCUCAAAGCUACAGACGUGAGUAUGAGCGCAAAUGGAAUUACAAUGGAAAGCGGAACUACUGUCACCACCAAAGAACCCGAAGUUGUCGAGGAGAUAAAAAGCGGAGCCGAUUUGAUUUCCCGUCUGUGUUAUGAGCAUGGACUGUUCUGUGCCACACAUCCAAAGUUAGUGCUAUGCUUCGCAGCACUGGUAAUUAUAACUUGCAGUGCUCCUCUUCUGUCUGUACCACUGUUUGGAGGUUCAGCAGCUAUAGAAUGGAUCACGCUGAGUUCAUCUGGAGUAUCUGUAGCUGACAGUAAAGGAAGUGCACCGAGGAUUUUACAGGGAAAUGGCAGCACCAUUCCAAGAUGGUUUGUAGGUGAUCCAGUGUUAUACAUACAGCAGUUUAUUCUGGUGGCACAUGUAAGUCCUUGGAGGCCUCACCUUCAGAGUAACAUGGUCAUAAAAGAAGCACUAAAACCUGCCUUUCAAAUCACAAAGUUCAUCACAGAUUUCCAGUAUCAGCAUGGGAGACACACAGUGGAGCUCAGUGACGUUUGUUUAAAAGUGGAUUUAGGUUCCAAUGCAGCACCGCUUUCAGGUCUUGGUAUUAUGACUGAUCAACGAUAUCUCCCAUCUAAAGGAUGUCUCCUUCUGUCACCAGCUAAUCUAUGGGACAGAAAUAUAAAAAGGUUUGAACAAGAUGCCUCUGUUCUGGACGAUUUGUAUCUUGAUCGACGUGGGACUGCUUUUAACAUUGGGUUAUCAAUGUUGUCAACAGAAUUCAUACUUGGCUUGCCACUCAAACAGACUGGGAUCUAUCCCGGUAUCCCAGAGGGACCACAUCAUGUCAUACAGUAUGGAGUUACACUAGUUCUGUCAUCACAUGACCCAAGGUAUAUAGAUGAACUGAGUAAUCAGUUAAAGAAAGAAUUUCCUCUGGCCUCCCCAACUGAAAAGGAUGAGGGCAUUAACAAGGAUAGUGUAGUACAUAUCUAUUACAAGGGUGAACAUAGAGAGCUAAUUGAACUUGCUCCACUCUGUGUAACAUACUUUAUAGUGUUUCUUUACUUGGCAUUUUCUGUUGGUAAGAUAGAGAUGGUUAAGAGCAAGUGGGGAUUGGCAUUUAGUGCUGUCAUCUCAGUGAUCGCAUCUCUGGUCAUGGCUGCUGGAUUAUGCUCAUUCUUUGGUCUUGUUACCACUCUGGAUAGCAGUGAAAUAUUUCCUUAUCUCGUUAUUGUGGUUGGUGUGGAAAAUAUUCUUGUUAUAACAAAGUCAGUGGUAUCAACCCCAGUGGAUCUCGAGGUCAAGAUAAGAGUUGCACAAGGAUUGAGCAAGGAAGGCUGGUAUAUCAUCAAAAAUCUGUGUACAGAAAUGGCUGUUUUGUUAUGUGGCUACAUCACCUUUGUACCAGCUAUACAGGAGUUUUGUGUCUUUGCCAUGGUUUGCCUGCUCUCAGACAUCUUUCUUCAGAUGGUACUGUUUGUGACAGUUCUCUCUAUUGACAUAAGGAGAAUGGAGCUUUCAGAUCUUCAAAGGCAGCCCAUUCAGGUCAGAGAAAGGAGUCAAUCAAAUAAGUCACAGAAAGGAACUUCACCAACAUCAGCUCAAAGGCCACCAUCACCCGUGCCCAGUCCCCCUCAAUCCCCUCAUUCCCCUCAGCCAGUGCGGUUCUUUGGCCUGCUGCCACCUCUGCCACCGUUUAAACUGAAUACUCAGAGUACUCCCCCAAGGGAGUGCCCAGUUCUACCCAAGAAACUACCCAAGAGGCUUAAUUUUGCUUACUUUUGGGCAAGAACAAGAAUAGUACAAAAAGCUCUCAUGGUAUGUGUCUUUUUCUAUUUUAUCUACAUCUUGAGCUACCCUGGUUCGGAAUCUCUGGACACAUCCGAAAAUCAGAAGAACUCUGACAAAGCAGCUGAAAAUGCGAACAUGGCGAAUUCCAGCUCAAAGUUUGAAGACAGUAAAAUCAGAUUUACCCAGGGAGUAGAGGACAGUAGCAAUCAGUCAAGAUGGAAAAGUGCGAGAGAAUCUGCAAGAACGAGGAGAUCAGAGUUUCCCAUCAAACCUCCGUCUGUUGAGUUGUGGAAAGGUCUUUAUCAACGGCACUGGCCCCAGCUGUUAAAUUACUACAAUAUCAGCCUUCUUGGCAGGUAUGUGACAGUUUUGCCGCCUGUUCAUCUGGGCAUUAACAUCGAUACAGACAUUUUCGUUCCGGAUAUGCCUCAAGAUGGCGACCAACUGUUGGCGAGUAACCCGGACUUCCCUUCAGUGGAGGGGACGGUAAAAAUUGACCAUCCUCUGGGGCAUGGACAGGAGACGGCCUCGGGCCGAGAUCCCAAGUACUAUCACAACGCCUUGUCCUGUGUGGUACUUGGUGUAGUCGUCAUGAUUAUUCUCUUCUUUGUCUGUAAAUUUCUGAAUGAUCUUCAAGUGAACCCCAGGUCAGGACGUGGAAGGAGGGGAAAAGGGCACCGAUGUGAUACUCUGGUGGAGAGCGUUCCCAUCAGCCUAAGAGGGCACACUCAGAACGUGGAGCAUUUGAAGUGUACUGUAUCGUACAUCGUCAGUGUUUGUUUAAGCGGACAAAUUUGUGUUUGGGACAUUGCCACCGGAGAUUGUUUAAGAGUAAUUCACAGAAAAAGCACUGUUCAUUCAGACAUGCCGCUCAAGCGAAAGACAAAACAAAAGAAGCUGAAACACAGGCGCAGUUUGGGUGCGGACAGCGGCUACACAACUCAGAGGUUCUUAGAGAACCUUCCUAGCACUAUUGCGCGAGUCAUCCCCGGUCACGUGUCAGACUCGGAAUGCACGCCGCCUCAGCUGUGCAGUACGGAUGAGAACGGCACAGAAGUGAGCAAUGGAAUACCGCUCUCACCAAAAUCUGAAUCAAACCCUGCGGAAAUCGCUGUUGUGAAUAACAGCUGUUCGCUAGAUGAGUCAUUCGUGUCUGGUGGUAGUCCAAAGUCCACAGGUUAUGACUUCAGUAAGUACACUAAUGGAAUGGACAUACCCACGUGGUCUCCCAGGGUGAGUUCUAGAGGUUCUUUCACUAGCUCGUGGUCAAGCACCGAUGAAGAAGACGCAGGAUGGUUGUCCAGCUCAGAGGGGUCAUGUGAUGAACAGGCGUACGCCCAGACUGACAGUUUCCAUAACAACCGAGCUACUGGAGCCUCGGUGUGGUCUGUUGAUUGUAAGGGUGAUUUUUUGGUGACUGGCUGCAGUGACGGCGCUGUCGAGAUUUGGAGUGUGUUGUCUGGCGCACAAGUCUACGUGUCACGUGAUGGCAACAUCGGCGUAACGAAACUCAGCUUUUUACUGGGGAGUCCUCAAAUCGUCGUGGCUCGCUUGGAUGGAUCUUUAGAGUUUCUUAGCCUUGGGGUCCCCUGCAGGCCCAGUUUAAACACACCCUUACUGGAAAGUUCUCCAAUAAAACGAUCUUCACCAAGGAUUACCCGAAAGAGUAGUAGCCACUCAAAUGCUGUCCCAGGUGCAAUGCACGCUGAAGAUUCUACUCCAAUCAGCGUCAACGGCUCACACGCGCACACUUCACAGGAGUCCCCGCUGUGUAGGAUAAGUCACAAACUGAGAGCUCACCACAAACCCAUCUGUGCCUUGGGCGUCAUGGAAGGAAGGGUCAUUACUGGAAGUCAUGACAGAACACUCAAGGUGUUUCGAACAGACGAGUGUGUUUGUGUUUACACGUUACACGGCCAUGCAGACAGCAUUUCUUGUCUUUCUGUAGACAAGACCAAUAACCGGCAAGUGGUCAGCGGUGCUGCCAAUGGUGGUGUGCGUGUUUGGGAUGUGGUCAGCGGUGAAUGUCUGCAGCACCUGCGAGGUCACGUGAAGUCCGUCACUGCGGUCACGUGUACGGCUGAACACUUACUCAGUGUGAGUCUGGAGAGUGUGCUGUGCAUCUGGGACAGAGCGCGCGGCGAGUGUUUGCACCGUCUGAAGCAGUUUCCAGAUCUCUGCUCCAAUGUAGCCAUGUUAUCACGAACGUUGUUUAUCACUGGUGGUCAGGGACACAUCUCAGUUUGGGACGUCUUGACCGGUAGACGCGUGAAAACCGUUCUUCUGGGAGAUGAUGACACAUCCGUGUUCGUGCGUUACGUGAACGUGUGUGAUAACACUACCGUUGUGUGCGACUACGGGAAAGAACUAAAAAUCGUGACAUUUCCUGCUGUAAUGGACAAGGCGGAGUAAUAAAUAUGCAAUAAAUAAAUCUAGGUAGUUAAAAUUAGUAGUUGAGUUAUGUCAAACAUAAAAUAUUCUCGUGAAGUGUGGAAGGAACUGUCUACAGUUUUGAGAAAUCUUUUUAAAGAUGUCAGUUAAAUUAUUAAUUUUAAAAACAGCUGACUGACACAUAGGUUUAACUAAAUUUACAGAUAUUUUUGUUAUAAAAUCCACGCUAGGAAAGCCAACGUUGCUCCAUUUUUUAGACGAAUUCCAACCGGUUGCAGUUGUGAAAGUACCAUGAACUUUCAUCAUAGCUAUUUCAAAACGGCGUCAUUACGUAUGUACUAUAGAGCGAUAUUUACAUAUUAGCGUCCUUCCGCUAACUGUAUAUUUAAAAAUACUGUAGCUUAUUUACCGAAUAAAAAUGUUUGUUUUUGAAAGAGGUUUUCUACACUGAGAUGCAAUUCAGCUCAUCCCUCCCAUCCCGUCUAAUUAUAUAGAGGGAAACGUCCCGGCCUUGGCAUAUUAUAUUCCUAAAGAGCCAAAUAUACGAAUAAACUAGAUAAAAGAGCAAAAUAGCCGACUGGUAUUAGCUUUUUAUUAUGUUCCGAUUUACAUUGAAUAUAUGAAAUAGGAUACGUGAUAAAUACAUUAGUAUUAAGAUAAAUACAGAUAUAUUUGUUACAUGAAUAUUUUCAACUUUUUCCUUUCUCAAAAGGAGUACAGAAGACUAUCAAUGAGGUUGUAUUAUGGUGUCGGCAGGUGGGGGAGGGGAUAGAUAUAGCCAAGAUUACCUCUGACACAGUUUUUGUUUCAGUUUAGUGGUGAUCACUUUCGAUUUAUGCUGCCAUUACAACUCAACAAAACCACGGCAUAGUGGUCAAAAUCUACCUUGGGUUCACCAAUACACAGCCUACAUCUCAUCAAUCCCCCACAUAUACCUACACAGCCUACAUCUCAUUAAUGCCCCACAUAUACCUACACAGCCUACAUCUCAUUAAUCCCCCACAUAUACCUACCUACACAGCCUACAUCUCAUUAAUCUCCUACACAAACCUACACGGCCUACAUCUCAUGAAUCCCCUAUGUAUACCUACACAGCCUACAUCUCAUUAAUCCCCCACAUAUACCUACACAGCCUACAUCUCAUUAAUCCCCCACAUAU